UUCAUCGGGGGUCUUGGCUCGAGUUGCCAUGGUUGGAGAUAGAAAGUGGAAUACAGCCAUGAAGUUAUUCAUAGUUCUAUCGGCUGUGUUGGCCCUAGCGCUUGGAGCGGCUGUCGAAAAGCCUGUCAAGGAAGCGGAAAAGACAGAGGACACAAAAACAUCUGAAAGUGCAAAAGUUCAGGACAAACGUAGCUUAGAGGGCUUUGGAUUUGGAUCAGAACCAAUGUUGGAGGGUGGAUUUAAACCCUCUUUUGGUUAUGAUAUGAAUGAGCAUGGUGCGGCUGAUCGACUUUUCAAUCUUUUCGGAAAGGAAGAAACACAUCACACAGUGAUUAAAACUGUUCCUUAUACUGUUGAAAAACAUGUGGUUCACGAGAAAACCGUACCCGUUACAGUUGAUCGUCCCGUUCCGUAUCCAGUAACUGUGGAGAAAAAAGUUCCAGUCUAUAUUGAAAAGAAAGUUCCUGUACAUGUAGACCGCCCAGUUCCGUACCCAGUGGAAGUUCCCUAUCCAGUGACGGUCGAGAAAAAAGUUCCAGUUUACGUUGAGAAAAAGGUGCACGUAGAUCGUCCUGUUCCAUAUCCGGUCCAUGUGGAAAAGAAGGUACCAGUGUACAUUGAGAAAAAGGUUCCAGUGUACAUCGAGAAGAAAGUUCCGGUUCACGUCGAAGUUAAAGUGCCGGUAGUUCAAAGAGUCGAAGUUCCUGUACCGAAGCCAUACCCAGUGCAUGUUCCAAAACCAUACCCGGUGUACAUCGAAAAGGAAGUAAUCAAACAUGUUGAUCGACCUGUAACGGUAAAAGUUGAGAAGAAGGUUCCAGUACCAGUAGUGCACAAAGUCGAAGUGCCCAAACCGUAUCCAGUUUAUGUGGACAAACCAUACUAUGUAGAAAAUCAUGAUAACUACCAACAUCACCAACACGAACAGCAAGAACAGUAUGUUGAGCAUUCAGAAACCACUUACGACCACGGCGAACCAGAAGAACAUCAUCAAAGUAUAGAGCAACCCCACCAGGAAGAACACGAACAUGAACAUGAACAUCAGGAGUACGCGGAAUCUUCCCCACAAGGUGUUCGAAGUACGGACUCUGCUACCAAACCCGUCGUUGAAGAGAAAUCUGAAAAGCAAGAUCAACGUUAUAUGCAGUAACUGAUAAACUCAUCUCAAUUGCAGUGAUUAAAUUAUUUAAACACGAACCUUAACAUAUUCUCUAGUCUAUCUGUCGCAACUGUGUUUUCAUUGCGAAACUCGUUCUACAAAACAUGUUAAUCUGUAAGAUUUACAAUAAAAAAUGAU
This is a messenger RNA of Wyeomyia smithii (pitcher-plant mosquito), 1297 nucleotides long. RefSeq names its product titin-like. NCBI's taxonomy places the organism in Eukaryota, Metazoa, Arthropoda, Insecta, Diptera, Culicidae. The coding region runs from base 29 to 1150 and encodes 373 amino acids. The transcript has 2 exons. The record is from RefSeq and is a predicted model, not a curated record.